Molecule: messenger RNA, 1026 nt
Organism: Mizuhopecten yessoensis (Yesso scallop)
Lineage: Eukaryota; Metazoa; Mollusca; Bivalvia; Pectinida; Pectinidae
Product: carnosine synthase 1-like
Exons: 3
Coding region: 1-1026 (341 amino acids)
Biological process (GO): carnosine biosynthetic process
Molecular function (GO): carnosine synthase activity; ATP binding; metal ion binding
Source: RefSeq, a predicted model, not a curated record
AUGUAUCCGUUAUGCAAAACAAGUUUGCCGGCAUCGCAUCGACACGUGUUGGACAACAAAACCAUUCUUGUUAUUGGCGACGAACAGAUCAGUUGGACUUGGAUUCGGACCACCUUGAAGAAUUAUGGCAUCAAACUCGUCCUGGUUCAAUCCAAACCCAAUACUUUUUCUUCAGAAGAUGUAUAUUCAUACAUCAAGUAUGAUUUUACUGAGCAUCGACAGGACGAAGUCCACGCCGAGAGAAUAAUUGAUAAAUUGUCAGAUGCUGAUCUCUCCAUCGACGGGUGUUGUACAUUCACUGAUAUAUGUGGACCCAUUGCUGCUUUUGUAUGCGAGAAACUGAAGCUGACCGGAGGUGUUGGCGUAACGGGAGCAACGAAUGCUUGGAAGAAAAAUUCAACACACAUUUACUUGCAGAAACAAACUGAUGGCGUUCAUCAUUUCCCGAGAACGAAUAAGUACACCGGCAGGGUUGCUAAGUUUAUAUGCAAGGUUACGUUAAGCUCUGCCAUUUGGACUGUUGGAUUCCCUGCUAUAUGUAAGCCAGAGCAUGGGGCAGACGGGGAUGGAGUGGUGCUGAUUCGGGAUGAAGAGGGAUGGCACCAUUUGAACAAGACCCUUGACACUUUGCUUGAUGAUGGGAAUCCAAUGAUGUUGAUGGAAUAUUUCGAUGGCACUGAACACGAUAUCGAGGUUAUUAUUUAUCAAGGGGAGAUACUUGCCGCCCUUGUUUCAGACAAUGGUCCUACAAGACCAGGGUCCUUUAUGGAAACAUCGAUGUCCAUGCCAUCCGGUCUCCCACAACCGUUAGUGUCACAGCUCGGGACAGCGGCAUCCCACUGUUGUAUUGACAUCGGACUGCGUAACGUUGUUUUUAACGUAGAAAUGAAGCUGACGUCAACAGGCCCAGGGCUGCUUGAGAUCAACGGACGGAUGGGUGGGGAUUAUAUACGAAACUGGAUAUACCUCUGUUACAGAAUCGAUCUGCUUUGGUUUCCAGUGUCUCCUCCUAAUAUCACCAUGUGA